UUGGGCGGAUGGCAGAAAAAAACAGGGUGAGCUCUGAUGGAGAUAAAACGCCAGGGCGUGCGUUCGCCGCGUGACACCGCGAAUAUUGGUCAAAAACAGCUGUAAAGUCAACUCGUUCAGAAGAGUAACGCCGGGAAAACGAGAGGAUGUUUUAUCCUGGUGUACCUUGCCCUUGAUUGAAGAAAAGGAUUUGCCUGUGAAUACCAGGUGUAGCAAACCUACCUCUACCUACCACACCUUCUCUUCAAGCAUCCUCAACCAGUGAUGGUAAGAGAAGAAACGAGAGGCCACCAGUGCGUUUAUAUCCCGGCACCGUUCCCAACGCGACGUUCCACUGUAUCGCCAUGAGGUUUCUGCCUGAUGUGUGGAUUAAGAGCUGCUAAUUUGCAUGCCGCAGAACGUGAGCGGAGUUGAGAUGAGGAAACAGCAGCAGGCCCACAUUGAAGGACCCCCUCAGGCCCCCGGGCACCCGAGACCGAACACCUGCUGUCUGUGCUGGUGCGGCUGCUGCAAAUGCCUCUGGAAUGAAGAGAGUAGGGAACAUCCCGAGCGGCAAACCUGUACAAAAAUGGACAGCAUAGAAGCGACAGAAGAACAGCAUCCCACACUGGAUGAAGUUGUAGCCUGGGCACGAAGCUUCGAGCUCAUGAUGCGCUCCUCAGAGGGCAGAGACAUUUUUAGGCAGUUCCUCAGGUCGGAAUACAGUGAGGAGAACCUGAUGUUCUGGAUAGCCUGUGAGGAAUUAAAGAAGGAAGCCAACCCAACAGCUAUAGAUGAGAAAGCAAGGAUUAUUUAUGAAGAUUACGUAUCUAUCCUGUCACCAAAAGAGGUCAGUUUGGAUUCCCGGGUGAGGGAGGGCAUCAACCAGAGCCUGGCAGAGCCCAGCAGCCUGAUGUAUGAGGAGGCACAGCUCCAGAUCUACACGCUCAUGCACAGAGACUCAUUCCCACGUUUCCUCAACUCAUCUGUUUACAGGGACCUCCUGGAACGAAAGAGAGCCUGCUUAGACACCUAAGGUUCCAGUCAAAAACUCGAGACAAAAAAAACAUCCUAAGGUGCCACUACAGAAAAGUGUGAGGUUUCCUAUACAUAGAGCGAGUAGUUAAGCAAUUCUUACCGUCCAGUAGUGAGCCCAAAGUUCACUUCCUGUUUAAGUGCCAAUAUGAGCUGCUCAGCCAACUGUGACAAAAAGAAUUGUGUAAGGAAAACCAUCCGAGCCCUACUUCCUGUUCUUUACCCCUCUCUCUCUCUCUCUCUCUCUCUCUCUCUCUCUCUCUCUCUCUCUCCCCCCU
Ictalurus furcatus (blue catfish) is the source of this 1292-nucleotide messenger RNA. RefSeq names its product regulator of G protein signaling 17 (gene rgs17). NCBI's taxonomy places the organism in Eukaryota, Metazoa, Chordata, Actinopteri, Siluriformes, Ictaluridae. Bases 389 to 1015 code for a protein of 208 amino acids. The transcript has 6 exons. The record is from RefSeq and is a predicted model, not a curated record.